Anopheles marshallii is the source of this 1032-nucleotide messenger RNA. RefSeq names its product pro-resilin-like. The record is from RefSeq and is a predicted model, not a curated record. The transcript is spliced from 2 exons. Bases 1 to 1032 code for a protein of 343 amino acids. NCBI's taxonomy places the organism in Eukaryota, Metazoa, Arthropoda, Insecta, Diptera, Culicidae.
AUGUAUCGAUUUAGUGCGAUCUUGUUGCUGGUCAGUGCAACGCUAGUCUGUGCUGAACCUCCAGUUCAUGGUGGUUAUGGCCACGGUCACGGUCACGGCGGCGGUGGAUACGAUGAUGGGGGUUAUAUUUCCGUUAGCCCCGGUCAUCAAACCUCUGAGGGACUGCAUGUUGAUCACAGCCUGCUGCACAAAGUGAAGGAAGCACUUUUAGAUCAUGAGAAUUCCGGCUCGCACGGAGGUGGUGGCUAUUCGGGUUCUAUUUCGUCCUCAUACGGACCACCAUCAGGAUCGUAUGGACCACCGUCACCUGUAUAUGGAGUUCCAUCUUACUCCGGACAUGGACACGUCAAAACUACCGGUAUUGAACUAGGACACGUUCAGCAAGGUAUCCAAGUGGCUGAAUACUACAAGGCCGCUCACGGUCCAUCGCACUCGUCGUACUCCGUGCCAUCUUACGCAUCACAUUCAUCUUCCUAUUCGGCCCCUUCGUACUCAUCGCAUUCCUCCUUCACGCCGUCUCAUGGCUAUUCUUCAGGAGGCUCUUCGUACUCGUCUUCUUACUCUGCUCCGUCUGUCUCAUCUCAUUACUCUGCUCCAUCCGUCUCUUCACACUAUUCUGCCCCUUCUGUCUCAUCUCACUAUUCUGCACCUUCCGUAUCUUCUCACUAUUCUGCACCUGCCCUUUCUUCUCACUAUUCUGCUCCAUCUGUCUCAUCACACUCUUCCUUUGGUGGAUUGUCCGCCUCAUACGGCGUUCCUUCGCUUUCCUCCAGUUAUGGUGCGCCAGCAGUCUCUUCCCACUAUUCAGCACCAUCCUACUCAUCUCACUCAGGCGGUUCCUAUUCUCAUGCCUCAUCGCAUUCAUCCGGCCCAUCAUUCGUUGCCAUCCCAUCAUCCUCGUACGGUGUUCCGUCCUUCGGUACCUCAGGACAUCAUCAUAGGCCAGCGCAUGGAUCGUACUCCUCUUACCGUCCACCAUCAUCUUCAUACGGACCCCCACGUUCAACUUAUGGUGUACCGCAUCAUCACUAA